GGGGGCGGAGGCGCUUAGUUGAAACCGAUCAUAUGGCUUUUGUAUGGUUGUUGUUGUUGUUUCUGAUCAUUGUCCCCACAUUGACAGUGACAGCCCAUUCCUGCUCACAUCGCAUACCCGCCGAGCAUGAGGUUGUACAUGGUGUUCACUUAGAAGAGGAGCAUGUGAUCAGGAAGAGAAGUGCAGACCAGCCGUUGAGGAUUUACCUUCAUUAUGACCACAGUGUUGAUGAUCUGACUUCUGUGCAAAGAGAUGUUCUAAAGAGAAAUGUACUUCCAACAGCUGUCAACUACUGGGAAAGCACACUCAAAGUUCGUCAGAACCGCGCCCCUAUCAAAUUACAAAGAAAGUGUAUCCAGGGUAAGGUUCAGUACCACACAGUGUGGUCAAUGGACAGACAGGUGAGCCAGACACCAUACUGUGUACUGUCCUGUGUGGCCAACACCAUGUGUGGAGAAGUCAUUAUCCCGCAAGAACACCUUGAGGCGUGUUACACUUGUUCGGGCAGUGUGCUUUGUGAGAAGAAAGGCAUUACCGGACCUGGUGUGCACAACACAGACUUUAUCCUCUACAUCUCAGCUGUCCAGUCUGAUCGCUGCCACCUGGGCUCUACUGUGGCUUAUGCAGCUCACUGUCAGCUGGAACAUGCCCUUGACAGACCUGUGGCUGGGUACAUCAACAUUUGCCCCGGGACUUUAUCUACCACUGCACACGAUCUCCAUCAGACUAUCUCCACUGUUAAACAUGAAAUUCUACAUGCUCUGGGGUUUACAGCUGGUCUGUAUGCAUUCUACAGAGAUCCUUUAGGAAAUCCUUUAACUCCAAGAAGAGGACCCACAAACAAACCCAUCUUCAAUGAAACUAUGGGUGUGCACAUGUGGAGUGAGAAGGUUGUCAAGGCUAUCACCAGGCCUAUGUGGAUGGUGGCAUCUGGAAACAUCCCCAAACAGGUUCAUCUCCUCGUCACUCCCCGAGUUGUGGAAGAAACCCGGCGACACUUUAACUGCUCAACUCUGGAAGGAGCCGAGCUAGAAGACCAGGGCAUUCUGGGAACGACACUUACCCACUGGGAAAAACGGGUGUUUGAAAAUGAGGCUAUGACUGGGACCUACACUCAGAACCCAGUCUUCUCCAGGAUCACAUUAGCAUUGAUGGAGGAUACAGGAUGGUACAGAGUGAACUAUGAUAAUGCUGAAGAGUUGUUGUGGGGUAAAAACCUUGGCUGUGAUUUUGUGAAGAAGAGCUGUAUGGAGUGGAUGGUCAGGCGAAAGGAAAUGAAGGAGAGCUUGCACCCUUACUGUGAUAAUCCAAAGGAGGGUUUGCUUCUCACAGAGUGCUCUAUGAACAGGGAAUCUGUGGCCUUGUGUAAUCUGGUGGAGUACCCUCCCAGUAGACCCAUUCCUAGGCAGUUUCAGUACUUCCGUGACAUCCCUUCCAUCCCGGGGAGCGACCCUCGGGACUUUGGUGGGUCCGUGUUCCUGGCGGAUUACUGUCCCUUUAUACAGGACUUUACGUGGAAGUCUGGAGAUAUGGCACUAAGAACCUCCAAGUGUACUGAUCCUGCUAAUAACAUAGAGCCAAAAUUAAACUACCUGCUGGAAAAAUAUGGUGCAAAGUCUGCUUGCUUUAACCAUGCUGGUUUCUUCGUGCUGAAGCAUUGUCAUGAGAGCACUAGUCCCCAGCAUGGAGGCAGUGGCUGUUAUCAGUAUACCUGCCGUAAUGGCACUGGCCUAUCUCUGCAAGUUGCCAGCAGAUCCUACCUAUGUAGUUACAUGGGCCAGAAAGUCAAGGUGUUUGGUACUUCAAAAAGCUGGCUUCAUCAAGGGGAGAUAAUCUGUCCGUCAUGUGCCGAAUUAUGCAGUAAACAUGAUGUGGUGUGUCCAGCAGAGAGUGAACAGUCUGCCCACCCAACUUCCCCACUGGUAUUACCAGAUGCCCCAUGUUUCGGUACAAUAGGGCAAGCUUCUCAGCACUCCUCAUUCGUGAUUUGGAUGGUUAUAAUACCAAACCUCCUAAGUUUCCUUACUGGGCUGCUAAUGACAUGGUGACAUCAUGCUGGUUAUUUUAAGGGUUUUUUUUUUCACUGGUGAGUUGCAUCCCUAAGUGUGGCUGUAUAUGAGUAAAUUAUACACUCACUUAAAUACAUCUUGAUUAUACACUUUCGCUCUUUCUCAAAUAAUUAUAAAUAAGUAUUUCCAAAUUAUUUCUUAGAUUUUUCUAUUUCUGUAUCAGUGUUGCAAACACAUUUAUAUGAUGGUGCAUUAUGUUAAAAUGUAUCAGAAUGUCACCUUAACACCUAACUUGUGAAGGAUGAAUGAAUACAUUGGUAAAAACUACUGCUUUUAUAUUUUGGUGCAUAUUGUAAGUUAUAUGAUUACAGCUAUUUUUUUUCUUUUUGGAAUUGUGGUGUCAUCAUUUUUUCAGUGUUUAUUCUUUGAUAACUUGAUAAUAACUGUCAGACAUAAUCAGAAAUCUCCAUAACAAGCUAAUGUGUAACUGCUUUGACAAAUGUGUGAGAACAAGCAUGACCCUGUCUGUAGCAUGACUGUUUACAUGUACGAAAUGAAUGCUGUAGUUUUGCAAAUCAACAAGUCCCGAGCUGCGUUGAUUAUACCAUUUAAUAACCUUAACUGUAGAUGACAGUUACAUAUUAUCUACAUUUGGCACUUGGGGACAACCAUUAACCAACAUGUCCAAAUGCUUUACAUCAGUAAUAAGGUACCCCCUAAGUGAGUUUACGCUGCAUUGACAGCUCACAUGUUGCAUGUAUGCGUGGGAGUAAAACAGUACUCCGGCCAUGUAAGCAGCUGGAUAUGUACUUGGCCAAUCUUACUGGUCAGUUGCUGUACAUCGGUAACAUUCCAUUAGAACAGUAAGUAUCUGCACGGACAUUGUAGGUUGCCCCUACAAGUUGUGAACAGAAAAUUAAUUUGAUUAUUGUAUAAAAUGAUAAAGCAUGAAUUUCUAAAUUAACUUUUGAAAUCACUAUUUUACAAGACAUUCAUGUAGAUUUUUCAGGCAUGAAUUGAUAAUAUUCGAUCUUCCUUUGCGUUGUUUACUAAAGUAUACUUGUACCGAGAGCACAUGGAAAUGCUAACACUUAGAAACCCAUGCUUUCAAUUGACCAUAUUUGAUACAAUGUGAUACUUUAAAGUGUUGAGUUGAAAAGUACAAGUAACUAUCUAAAAAGGAUAUGUAGUACCUGCAUGUUUUAAUAGAAAUUUCCAUGUGACAUCUUUCAUGUAGAGCAAUGCGUUGGGAGGAGUUUGGGGAAGGAUGGUGGGAAAACUAUUAUUCUAGUGUACCAAUCUUGUUUGUAGACAUGCCUGCCUGCUCCUGGUCAGCUCUGGCUUCAGACUGAUCAGAAUACCAUGUGCUCUCCUCUAUUAUAGCAGGCUGUCACCCGUGGCUGCUGAGUGACAUCACCUAUGACCCACUGCUGCGUCACUGAAUGUAUAUCAAUGACCUGCAUUGGCAGGGUGAAGUGAACCUAAGCAGAACGCGCCCUCCAUCUAUGAAGGGAGACAACUGAGCACUAGUCUAGUAGUCCAUGUAUACAGCACUCUGUCUUUCAUAAACCAUGCAUAAUACACCAUUAGGCUGUUAUUAGCUUUCCAAGAAACACUUUCUAAAAAUUGGGAUCUUAGUGUAGAAAUCAUUUUGUAUAUGGUUACAAAAUUAGCCUACCUUUUUGUGAUUUGGGACAACAAAGGAACUUGGAUUGGAUCACUAAUGACAUUCCUGAAGCAGAGGAAAAUUUGAAUGUAGUCAGUCUGAAUUGAUGUAGUCAUCCUGUUUGUCCAUAGUGUUAAGCAUUAUGGGAUUUCAUAUGUAUCCUUUAGAUCUAAGUUCUGUAUGAAAUUCAAAAUAUUAAGAGUUAACCACAAAUAAUAUGGUUUUAAACAAAUAGAUAA
Liolophura sinensis is the source of this 3914-nucleotide messenger RNA. RefSeq names its product leishmanolysin-like peptidase. The record is from RefSeq and is a predicted model, not a curated record. Lineage: Eukaryota; Metazoa; Mollusca; Polyplacophora; Chitonida; Chitonidae. The transcript is spliced from 17 exons. Gene Ontology annotation, cellular component: membrane; cytoplasm. Gene Ontology annotation, biological process: cell adhesion; proteolysis. Bases 33 to 2048 code for a protein of 671 amino acids. Gene Ontology annotation, molecular function: metalloendopeptidase activity.